CUUUGCUUUGGUGAUUGGACAACAGUAGUCGAGCUUAGGUCAACUCAUAAACAAGCCAAGUACCAUGGCCAUAAAGUUUCUCGUAGUAUUUGCCCUGCUGGCAGUGGCUGCCACUCGGGCAGCUCCCUUCCAUGGCCACGAACACCACGGCCAUGGAGGUGCCACCAGCCACGCCUCCGUCCAUCUGACAUCCCACGACGAUCAUCACGAGGAACACCACCACGGUCACCAUGGUCAUGAGCAUGGACACGAUCACCAUGACUCACACGCCGAAUACGACUUCAACUACGGCGUUAAGGAUCACAAGACCGGGGAUGUCAAGGCGCAGAGCGAAUCACGACAUGGCCAUAAGGUUACAGGACACUAUGAGUUGAUCGACGCCGAUGGCCACAAGAGGACUGUCCACUACACUGCCGACAAGCACAAGGGUUUCGAGGCCCAUGUCCACAGGGAGAAGCUGCACGGACACCAUCAGGCGGAGCACCACGGACACGGUCACAGUGGCUACGAAGGCGGUCAUGUUGAGUUUGAGGAGCACUCCUCUGGCUCGCACUCCGGUCACGAGUACGGACACGGACACGAGCACGGCCACGGACACGGACAUGGUCACAGCUCCCACAGCUACUCCCUGAAGCAGGAUCAUGGACAUGGACACAGCCACGGACACGACCACGGCUUCGAACACGGACAUGGCUAUCACUAAUCUGAUCUUUAGACUUUUCACAUUGUUUUCCUCCUCAUAACUCAAGAUGAACCAAAUAUUAAUUGUUGUUAUACCAAAAUA
This is a messenger RNA of Drosophila bipectinata, 784 nucleotides long. RefSeq names its product Cuticular protein 35B (gene Cpr35B). Gene Ontology annotation, cellular component: extracellular matrix. Lineage: Eukaryota; Metazoa; Arthropoda; Insecta; Diptera; Drosophilidae. The record is from RefSeq and is a predicted model, not a curated record.